UGUGAAAAUUAAAUUGCCAACAAAUGUGUAAUAUCGCCACAAUUACAGGAUAACAUAAUUGUUCGUAUAUAAUGUAGUUUUGUAGGAAAAACGGAUACCUGUACUUGAUCAGCUGAUGAUGUCAGCAUAGCUUUCGAAAUACGCAUAAAUUAAAAAAAAGCAAGUUAAAAUGAGGAAAUUAUUAUUUAAUUAUUAAAAUAUUCGUUAUAUUUGAUAAAAAGUUAUCUAAAAAAUGUCCAAUACGAAUAUCGAACAUGUUUUGGUAGGUGAAAUUAAAGUUGAAAAAUGUGAAGAACCUGAUUUGUACACAUAUGGAAUACAUUCUGAAAUAAAUAUUAAAAAUGAAAAUGAUUCAGACAUUGACGUUAAAGUCAGAGACCAAGAAACAAAAUUUGAAGAGGUUUUAAUAAAAACUGAACCACCUGAUGUGGAGUUUACCAAAGAAGUUCAAAUAUUAGAUAAAAAUGUAUUUGAAUGCACUCUAUGUUUACGAACAUUUACCAAAUUAAGCAAUCUAAAAACCCAUGAACGUACUCACACUGGUGAAAAACCUUUUGCAUGUCAAAUUUGUAAUAAAGUAUUUCGGCAUAGUAACAGUUUACGUGUUCAUGCUCGAACUCACACUGGUGAAAAACCAUUUGCAUGUAAAAAUUGUGAUAAAACAUUUCGGCAUUGUAGUAGUUUAAAAGUUCAUGAGCGUAUUCACACUGGUGACAAACCAUUUGCGUGUACAAUAUGUUCGAAAACAUUCUCACAAUCCAAUAAAUUAAAAGGACAUAUGCGUGCACAUACUGGGGAAAAACCAUACGCGUGCAAGCAAUGUGACAAAAUGUUUCGAUUACGUAGUAAUUUACGACAGCACGAAAAAACACAUACAGGAGAAAAACCAUUUCACUGUAAGAUCUGUGACAGAAAUUUUUCACAAAUUGGUACAUUCAAAAUUCAUAUACGUAUUCAUACCGGAGAAAAGCCUUUUAAAUGUGAUUUAUGUGAAAGAACAUUUCGACAAGGUUCUAGCUUACGUUUGCAUAAAAAGUGGCACGAUGGUGAUAUGCCAUUCGAAUGUUCGUUUUGUAAGAAGUCAUUUACACAAUAUGCAAAAUUAAAAGUACACGAACGCACACAUUUAGAUGAUAAGCCGUAUUCAUGCGAUUUAUGUGAGAAAUCAUUUAAACAUAAACGAAGUCUCAUUGUGCAUAAAGCUACACAUUUAGGGAAAAAUCCAUUUCAGUGUGCGACAUGCGAUAAAGUUUUAGCUAGUUUUAGUAAUUUACGUUCACACGAACGCACCCAUACGGGUGAGAAACCGUUUAAAUGCAAAUAUUGUGAUCGAGCUUUUACACAACCAUCCAAAGUAAAAGUACAUGAGCGCAAACAUACUGGGGAAUUACCAUAUGAAUGUUCGACAUGCCCGAAAGCGUUUCGUGAGUUACGUAGUUUACAAGUGCAUGAACGUGCCCAUUUGAAAAAUGCAAUGUUUUAAUAUGUGUUUCAAUAAAAACUUUUAAUUUAUUA
Molecule: messenger RNA, 1515 nt
Organism: Chrysoperla carnea
Lineage: Eukaryota; Metazoa; Arthropoda; Insecta; Neuroptera; Chrysopidae
Product: zinc finger protein 182-like
Exons: 2
Coding region: 233-1483 (416 amino acids)
Source: RefSeq, a predicted model, not a curated record